Ylistrum balloti is the source of this 1224-nucleotide messenger RNA. RefSeq names its product protein C3orf33-like. The record is from RefSeq and is a predicted model, not a curated record. Bases 265 to 1053 code for a protein of 262 amino acids. Lineage: Eukaryota; Metazoa; Mollusca; Bivalvia; Pectinida; Pectinidae. The transcript is spliced from 6 exons.
UUUGGGAAUUUUAAAAUGAAAUACCAUUGAAAGAGAAUGCAGUGUUUCAGACAACUCCCUUGAUCUUCAUAUAUCAUAAAUCAGAAACUUUAACCGGAUACUGAUAUGCAUUUUCCGUUUUCACUAUAAUUCACAGCAUUGGCUCUUCCUGUGUAAACACUGAAGAUGGUUGACGCAGCGGUUACAGUACAGAACUAGGUGAUGCACACAAUAAUGUAAAUACCAGGAAGGCAGAUGAAACUGUAAUUCUACUGUCCAGUGAUUAUGUCCUCAGGAGAUGAAGAACAUGAAAAACGACAUGAAGCAAACGACUUUCUGUUCAGAAUCACAACAUUUGUGGAUAGAUAUAUUCGAGAAGCAAAGUGGGUAGCCUAUGGUGUUGGAUCGGUUGGAUUGGUCCUUGUACUGCGCGGCAUACACGCAACAGAUGUGUUCUCCACUGCAAAAGACAUCCCAAAACAUUUUAUAAAGAAUGGUGUUCAUCUAAGAGGACGAGUAGCUUCAUUUGGUGUUAAUGGCAUUCUCCACAUUGAUCACAAACCCCUGUUAACAAUCAAACCAAGAUGGCUUCAACACUUUUAUAAAACUAAAUCACUUUCUGUAGAGCUGGCGUACGUAUCUGUGUCACCUCUUGGCCAGCAGUGGUUAAGAAGUAAUAUAUUGGGGAAAAAGGUCUUGUUUCAGCCCUUACAAAUUCAGGAAAAGUCACAUCCAUGGGAAGAUUCAGUUGUGGCAGCUGUUUAUAUACCCAAGGUUUGCAGAAGAAAAUGUGUGAAUGAAGAGCUAGUGGCACAAGGACUGUGUAAGGUAUCCUAUGAUUUUCAACAGGAUAUGUCCAAGUUGUCUCUUGAACAGUCACAGUUACUUGAUAAACUUAUAGCACUGGAAAGCAUUGCAAGUAACAAAGAAAAGGGGAUGUGGAAAGGAUUGCCGAGUGAAAGAAAGUACACAAAGAUUUUAGGAGCCAUGAAAGGAAUUGUGACUUUGCCUUGGACAGGACUGAAAAACAUUGCUAAAGUUUUUGGAAGUUGGAUCAACAGGAAAAAGCAAUAGCUAUAAGAACCUGGAGUUUAAAAUUAGAAAUUGUUUUUUAAUACACGUAUAUUUUUUCUCAUGAAGUUGUGCUGUUUAAUAAAAACAUUUUGUCUGAUGAGUUGUACAACUUAUCAACUUAUUGUGUUUAAAUGAAUAAUAAACAAUAAACUUGUGAUUGCAGAGAUUUCA